AUGGCGCAACUCUUCCAGAAGGAUCCGCGCAACGCGGGUCUGUUCAUCGGCGGUGAGCGUCUCUCGGGCGCCGAGAUCCGCAACCAGAAUGUUCUCGCCGCUCAGUCCAUCGCCAACAUUGUCAAAUCCUCGCUCGGUCCCGUCGGUCUCGACAAGAUGCUAGUCGAUGAUAUUGGAGACGUCACCAUCUCCAACGAUGGCGCCACCAUUCUCUCGCUCCUCGAAGUCGACCAGCCGGCUGGACGCAUUCUGGUAGAAUUGGCGCAGCAGCAGGACAAGGAGGUCGGCGACGGUACCACCUCGGUCGUCAUCAUCGCUGCCGAGCUUUUGCGAAGAGCCAACGAGCUGGUAAAGAACAAGAUCCAUCCCACCACCAUCAUCACCGGAUACCGUCUCGCAUGUCGAGAAGCCUGCAAAUAUCUCCAGGACCAGCUCUCCACCAAAGUCGAGGCGCUCGGCAAGGACUCGCUCAUCAACGUCGCCAAGACCAGCAUGUCGAGCAAAAUCAUCGGUGCCGACGACGACUUUUUCGCACAGCUCGCCGUCGACGCCAUGCUUGCCGUCAAGACAGUCAACCCGCGUGGAGAGAUCAAGUACCCCGUCAAGGCGGUCAACGUGCUCAAGGCGCACGGCAAGUCGGCGCGCGAAUCGCUCUUCAUCAAUGGAUAUGCGCUCAACUGCACCGUCGCCUCGCAGGCCAUGAAGACGCGCGUCCGCAACGCCAAGAUCGCACUGCUCGAUAUCAACCUCGUCAAGCAGCGCAUGCACCUCGGCGUGCACAUCACCAUCGACGAUCCGGAGCAGCUCGAAAAGAUCCGUGCCCGCGAGAGCGAGAUCGUGCUCGAACGCGUCCGCAAGAUCCUCGCCACUGGCGCCAACGUCAUUCUCACCACCAAGGGUAUCGACGACCUCUGCCUCAAGGAGUUCGUCGAGGCGGGCGCCAUGGCGGUGCGACGAUGCCGCAAGGAGGACCUGCGAAGGAUCGCCAAAGCCACCGGCGGUCAACUGGUCAGCAGCUUGAGCAACUUGGAAGGCGAAGAGACGUUCGAAGCCAGCAGCCUCGGAACCGCCGAAGAGGUGUCGCAGGAGCGUAUCAGCGACGACGAGCUGAUCCUCGUUCGCGGUACAAAGACGGUCAGCUCGAGCUCCAUCGUUUUGCGCGGUGCCAACGACUACCUGCUGGACGAGAUGGAGCGAGCGCUGCACGACAGCCUGUGCGUCAUCAAGCGUACGCUCGAAAGCGGAUCUGUUGUUCCUGGUGGAGGAGCGGUCGAAUCUGCGCUCAGCAUCUACCUCGAAAACUUUGCCACCACGCUGGGCAGUCGAGAGCAGCUCGCCAUCGCCGAAUUCGCCCAGGCGUUGCUGGUGAUUCCCAAGACCUUGGCUGUCAACGCGGCCAAGGACAGCACGGAUCUGGUGGCCAAGUUGCGCGCCUACCACAAUGCAGCGCAGAACGCUAAUGCUGGCGACCCCAAGAAGGCGUUGCGCUUCUACGGGUUGGAUCUGCUCAACGGUCAGGUGAGGGAUAACCUCAAGGCGGGUGUGCUGGAACCAACGAUUAGCAAGGUCAGAAGUCUCAAGUCGGCGCUCGAGGCGGCUACCAGUCUGCUGCGUAUCGAUGAUGCGAUUACGAUCGCUCCUGAGCAGCCUGCUGAGGAUCCCCAUGCUCAUAUGUAA
Molecule: messenger RNA, 1677 nt
Organism: Pseudozyma hubeiensis SY62
Lineage: Eukaryota; Fungi; Basidiomycota; Ustilaginomycetes; Ustilaginales; Ustilaginaceae
Product: t-complex protein 1
Exons: 1
Coding region: 1-1677 (558 amino acids)
Biological process (GO): protein folding
Cellular component (GO): chaperonin-containing T-complex
Molecular function (GO): ATP-dependent protein folding chaperone; ATP hydrolysis activity; ATP binding
Source: RefSeq, a predicted model, not a curated record